UUGUCGCAUUCAGGUAGGCCUAAUGUUUCAAAAAAAAAAGAAAAAGAAAAAAAAAAAUGAUCACAAUAAAUAAAUAGGCCUAAAUAUGUUUGUGUCGAUAUACUUUCAUUUGGGAAAACAGAAAUACAUCAUAUCGUAGCUUAAAUUUGUCAGUUUAAAGUAGACUAUUACUUUUUCGAUUAAACGUCACAGUCUAGUGCGUUGAGAUUAAUCCUGCAUGCAACUACUGACAAGGUAAUGGUAAACUACGGCUGGCAUGGACUUCUUUGAUGGGCAACCGUGAUUGUUUUUUGUUUGUUUGUUUUUUGUAAUCUUCACAAACUUGUAUUGACAUAUGAUGUGUACACUUUUAUUGGAAAUUCAAAAGUUCCAAGUUCAAAGAUUCUAACCUCAGUUAGAAUGUAGCUUUUGCGGUUUGCUUUCCCAGUUAACAUUAGCCUACACAUUAUUAGUCAUUGAUAGCUUUCGCUUCAAAAUACAAACAGAAAAAAAAUUAAAGCAUCUGUCAUUUUCAUUUCUAGAUCACGUGACAUUGGCAUCCGCUGUAAUGGAUAAAGAUGGAUUUCCACGUCAUCUUACGUCUCAAAAUUUCUUCCUUUCGGAUAGCCCGGGUAGGAGACACGCGCUCAUGAGAGCUAUGUUGUGGGCGUUGCGUAUAGAUCUUACAAGCCCAAGCUAGAAGCUGCACGGUUUUAAUGAUGGAUUUUGACGAGAGGGUUUCCGUUGGCUCAAACAUGUAUCUGCCUAGCUGCACGUAUUACGUUCCGGGGGCUGAUUUCUCCACGUUGCCAUCUUUCCUAUCCCAGAAUCCAUCUUCUCGUCCCGUCCCCUAUUCGUACUCCUCAAACCUGCCUCAGGUACAGCAUGUAAGGGAGGUUACAUUCCGGGACUAUGCUAUUGAGGCGUCAGGUAAAUGGCCUCACCGAGGUCCACUGGCUCAGUGUUAUCCGUCGGAGGAUAUAGUGCACAGGGAGUGUUUACCAGUGCCGACGAGUGUUGGUGAAAUGUUCCCCAAGAACAGCUCAUCUGCCUAUUAUCACUCUGCAUCGACCUCGACCUCUGCAUCCUGCUUCUACGGUGGUGUAGGAAGAAAUGGGGUGCUGCCUCAAGCUUUUGACCAGUUUUUCGACAAUGCGUAUGGGGUCUCGGACAGUACAGCGAACAGCGGCUAUGCAGCGAGAGAUAAACAGCACUCCAGCAAGCACCCAACGCCAGCGCCCGCACCCGAGCAGGAGUCUCAAGGAAAGGAGCGACAGGAGACCAGUACUCCCGAAUCGUCUUCCGGCAACAAUGAGGAAAACACUAGCGGUGCGAGCAGUGGACCCAGGGUUCGCAAGAAGAGAUGCCCGUAUACAAAAUUUCAAAUUCGAGAGCUCGAGAGGGAGUUCUUCUUUAGCGUCUACAUCAACAAAGAGAAACGACUUCAGCUCUCACGGAUGCUUAACCUCACCGAUCGCCAAGUGAAAAUUUGGUUCCAGAACCGGCGCAUGAAGGAAAAGAAACUUAAUCGGGACCGAUUACAAUACUAUACGAACCCUCUGCUCUAGGACGACGAGGAAAUAACUUAUACAAAAGCUGCAAUAAUGAUAUCAACAAUGAGAUGUUACAGAUUCUCAGCGGUUAAUUUCAAGUUCGUGACAAGGCACCAUUCACAUUAACUUGAUGAAUGCAAUUACUGAGAGACAUUUAAGUUUGCCUCAUUUAAUGGGUUGUUUUGUGGCCAUACAUAUAUACAGUAUAUAUAUAUACGUGAAUUUCUACACCAUUUGUUUGCGAACAUACAUUUUGUUGAAAGUAGCUUACUUAUCUGCUUGCACUUGUGGUGAAUUAUAUGCGCAACGACUGCGUGCAACUGUCUGAAAUAUUUGGGUCUAAGCAAGACUUGGCUUUUUUUAGCAACUCACCAAUAGUGCGUAGAGGAAUGUAUGGUGUGUUGUACAGUUGAGCCUAAUAACAUUUGUGUGACCAAAUAGAAAAACUGUGAGAAUGUUAGCAUUACUGCUCCAGGCUUCCUAAAUAUUUAUUGAUUUGCAACCAAAUGAACUGCUCUCCCUUGUAAUAGUGAUAAUGUUGCACCUUCUGAUUGUGUUCUAACACUCGGUUGUCUCUCAGAAAAUGAAAGUGACUUAUUACAAGCAAGUGUAAACUGAUCAUAUUUUGGUCAUCCAAAGUUUUCACUCGUUGCAAACUGUGAACAGGAAAACAAGAGACACUAACUCAACAAAGGUUGAAAACGUAGAAAAUUAAGUGAGAAAACUCGCUGAAUCUCAACUGAAAGCCAUAAAGAGCGUUUCUGGUCCUGCAGAGUCCAAGAAGUGGCCUCAUUCAGCUCAUUAUAAGACAUUGAAGCAUUUUCACACAAAAGGGAAACAUGUUUAAUGCUGAACCUAUUUGUUGGUAAAUGUUGUACUCUGCAAAGAAACGUGACGAAUAUUGUGCUGGGAUUAAACAAAGCUUGGCUGCUUAUAAUCCAGGAGGUCAUGUAUAACACAUUUCUUAAAUUAAAUAUUCAA
Messenger RNA from Xyrauchen texanus (razorback sucker), 2513 nucleotides. RefSeq names its product homeobox protein Hox-A11a. Gene Ontology annotation, molecular function: DNA-binding transcription factor activity, RNA polymerase II-specific; RNA polymerase II cis-regulatory region sequence-specific DNA binding. Gene Ontology annotation, cellular component: nucleus. Bases 696 to 1547 code for a protein of 283 amino acids. Lineage: Eukaryota; Metazoa; Chordata; Actinopteri; Cypriniformes; Catostomidae. Gene Ontology annotation, biological process: anatomical structure development; regulation of transcription by RNA polymerase II. The transcript is spliced from 2 exons. The record is from RefSeq and is a predicted model, not a curated record.